UGUAGCUUUACAAUGAGGAGUUGAUUGAUCUAUUUGACAAUGAAAACAGGGUAAGAAUUCUAUUUAAUUUGUCACUACAGCGUGAUGAUUGAUUAACAUCUGGCAGUGUUUUUGAAAUGUAUAUAUUUUGAACUAGGGUGCUGGCAAACAUAUCAAAAUUCAUGAAGAUACAAACGGUGGUAUUUAUACUGUCGGUGUUACAAUGAAACACGUCACUUCGGCUAAAGAGGUAUACAAUCAUCUUUAAAUAAAUAUUUUGGCAAAAGUGGUUUUGAGACAGUGAUGGUCUGUUCAACCCAUUACGUAAUGACAAUGGGGCAUUAAACAGGAUAAAGUGAUAGUCCAAGUGGUUAGCGCACUUGCCUUUCACCUCUGAGGCUGCAGGUUCGAAUCUCACUAAGUACCUUCUCAGUGCGACACGAACCCAGUCCUCAUGCGAAAAGAGUAAAAAGUCAACGCUCUGCCGAAAGACGUGGGUUUUCCCCGGGUACUCCGGUUUCCUCCCACAGGGAAAGUUGACAGGGUGGGUUAGGUAAAGAGGGCCCACAGUAAUUGGCAUAUGCUGUUGUGGUGACCCUGCCCUAGUUGGCAAAGCUAAAUAAAUAAAAGACUAGGGGCAUUAAUUAUACUUGUGUAUUACUCCUUUUAGACGUUAAACAGUUUACAACAAGGCGCGCUGUCUAGGACAACGGCCAGUACAAACAUGAAUGCUCAAUCAUCAAGAUCUCACGCAAUUUUUACGCUCCACAUCACACAACAGCGAGUUGUCAAGGUAUGCAGCCCUGUUCUAGUUGUGGUUAGAGAAGAGGAAGCUUUAAGAAAACCCUCAUUCAAACUCUCGCUUACCAACUCUCAUCCUCUGUUGAGCAGGUCUUAACACUUAUCAUUUUACUCCUAGCUCAACGACGACGAGACGAUGUCCAAUGGCGUCCAAGGUCAAAACUUUGAGUACGAAAUGUUGACUGCCAAGUUCAAUUUUGUCGAUCUGGCUGGUUCCGAGCGAUUAAAGAGGACUGGAGCGACUGGUGAUCGGGCCAAGGAGGGGAUAUCUAUCAACUGUGGCUUGGUAAGCUAGCUUCAGAUUAUACAGGGUGUGCUUGGGCAAGGCUAAGCCAGUUUAUUCGUGGCCUUGGGUAGUUUUUAGCGAGCUUAAGAUGCGCCAAAUCUGCGACGUUGACGCGACUAAAAAACAGUCGCUAAUAAUGGGAGACAAGUUUCAAUUUGUUUUUCUCGUGUCCCUGGCUUUGUUUACCAACAACAAUCCAUGGUUUUUACCCGUGAAGUGAAACUAUGAUAAUAGCGGCAGUUUUUCGUCACGUCCGCGUCGUAGAUUUAGUAUAUCUUAAGCUCCCUAUUGUUGAAGGAGGAAAACCUAACCACAACUCUACUUACACGAGUUUUCAAAGACAGGGAAGUUAUAUACACAAUCUAAGUAAGUACCCUUCCCUCGACCUACAGCAGCAGGCAUAACUUGAGCGGUAAGAGGCAGCCUUGCAAACUCGCACGAAGAUUGAAGUUUUCAAGUUCGAUUUUUUUUUCCUUAGUUGGCAUUAGGCAACGUAAUCAGUGCUUUGGGCGACAAAGCAAAGCGUGGCUCCCAUGUCCCGUAUCGAGACUCUAAACUCACAAGAUUGCUACAGGAUUCUUUGGGAGGAAACAGGUCAGUAUUACAUUGCAUUCUUGUUUCAAGCUUGAAAAAAGAGCAGGUUCUGUACAGAUGAUUGAACUAUACAGGCGAAUGAUAUAGUUGACAGCAAGCUUGUUAUGUUUUAGUCGUACGUUGAUGAUCGCUUGUGUGAGCCCAUCAGAUCGAGAUUUUAUGGAAACAUUGAACACUCUCAAGUACGCGAACAGAGCAAGGAAUAUUAAGAACAAGGUCAGUCCACCCAUUUCAUUCACAUAUAUAAUUUGAAUGUUUUGUUACCUUUGUGUACGCUCACAUUAUCAGAACAGUGGUAACUAGGCAUGUGAGUUAUCAAUUGACUCGCAUAUGUAACUUAAAUGCUUGGUUACCUUUAUUCCAUUCUAUGCUUCAUUAUCAGAACAGUGGUAACUAGGCAUGUGAGUUAUCAAUUCACUCACAUAUAUAACUUAAAUGCUUGGUUACCUUUAUUCCAUUCUAUGCUUCAUCAGAACAGUGGUAACUAGGCAUGUGAGUUAUCAAUUGACUCACAUAUGUAACUUAAAUGCUUGGUUACCUUUGUUUCAUUCUAUGCUUCAUUAUCAGAACAGUGGUAACUAGGCAUGUGAGUUAUCAAUUGACUCACAUAUGUAACUUAAAUGCUUGGUUACCUUUGUUUCAUUCUAUGCUUCAUUAUCAGAACAGUGGUAACUAGGCAUGUGAGUUAUCAAUUCACUCACAUAUAUAACUUAAAUGCUUGGUUACCUUUAUUCCAUUCUAUGCUUCAUCAGAACAGUGGUAACUAGGCAUGUGAGUUAUCAAUUGACUCACAUAUGUAACUUAAAUGCUUGGUUACCUUUAUUCCAUUCUAUGCUUCAUUAUCAGAACAGUGGUAACUAGGCAUGUGAGUUAUCAAUUGACUCACAUAUAUAAUUUAAAUGCUUGGUUACCUUCGUGUCAUUCUAUGCUUCAUUAUCAGAACAGUGGUAACUAGGCAUGUGAGUUAUCAAUUGACUCACAUAUGUAACUUAAAUGCUUGGUUACUUUUGUAUCAUUCUAUGCUUCAUUAUCAGAACAGUGGUAACAAGUUCUGUAGACUAGGUUCUUUGAAAAUGAGAGUUCAUUUUCACUUCGUGGGAAAAAUCCCGCGUGGGAUACACGCAGCACACGUGGGUCUCGCGUGGGGUAUCCUCGUAACACAUCCGGCGUGGAACGUUCCGCGAGUAACACGCGUGAAUCUCGUGUCGCGCGUGAUAAGUUUAAACCCGCGAACAGGUUCACAAAAGAGCCAGCGCCUAGAUGUCACGGAAAGGCGUUCAAACGCGAGAGCCUGCUUAGAAGAGGGAUAAAUAAGGUGAAGAAGAGUCUUUUUGGGUUAAAAGUGGUAACAAGUUCUGUAGACUAGGUUCUUUGAAAAUGUGGAUCACACAGAACUUCUCGUUUCUGUAUCCAGGUUGUCGUAAAUCAAGACAAAGCGAGCAAACAAAUCGCAACUUUACGAUCAGAAAUCCAAACUCUCAUGAUGGAAUUGAACGAAUAUAAACAGGUAUGUAAAUACGGUAGCCGAAUGACUUUAGGGCUGCGCAGUGCGCGCUCCAUGUACACUUCUCAUUAACAUAUUUUCCAUCACAGGGUAAGCGUGUAGCUGGCGAAGGCGAGGCUCACAUGAGUGAUAUGUAUCAUGAGAAUACAAUGUUGCAAACUGAAAAUGACAAGUAAGCUCGGCUAUAUUUAUGUUCUUCGCGUGUUAAGCCCUGGGCAAACUAGGAAACAUUGUUGUGGAAACAUUUGUGAUUCUCGAUGUUUCCUCAAAUGUUUCCCUGUUUGCCCACCCGUGGAAACAUUGUUGCGGAAACAAAAUUUUGUUCCCGAGAAGCAAAAAUGUUUCCUUGCGAAUUCAGAAACAUUUGAUGUUUCCCAGUGUUUCUCACUAAUGUUUCCUAGUGUUUGCCCACUCUUGGAAACAUGACGAAACAUUGAUAGGAAACAAUGUUUCCGCAACAAUGUUUGGAACCUAGUUUGCCCAGGGCUUUAGCCGCGCAGACAAAAAGAAUAGAAAGGAACCGACCACCAUCUUUGUCUUCUCUUUGGAGCUCGCUUGUCAUGACGAGUAAAUUUCUCUUUCCUCAGGUUACGCAUGCGUAUCAAAGCUCUGAACCACACAGUGGAUGAGCAGAAGAAACGAAUCACGGAAUAUGUGGCGAAUAAAAGCAUCGCUCUGUUGAAUGGAGGUUGGUAGAAUUUGCCCGAUUUCUAAUGUAACUUAAUUUUUUUGUUAAAAUGAUCCCUGAUUUUAGAAGAACUGGCGUCGGAGAUAUAGUGGAAAAACACGGUUUGAUAGACUUUUUUAAGAUAUUUGCUGUGUUGGUGUAAUGUACUCAGGUGAAUAAGAUGCUUGUGUGAUGUUACUCUGAGUGUAUAUCCACACCGGGCAGGCUAGAAAAAUAUGCCUGGCCACUGUGUGGGAAUCGAACCUACGACCUUUGGCCAGGCAUAUUUUUCAAGCCUGCCCGGUGUGGAUAUACACUCAGAGUAACAUCGCACAAGCAGACUUUUUUAAGUUCUUUGUAAGUUUGCAUGGCAAUAAAACAUAUAAUAUUUUGUUUGUGGAAACACCACGUAAAUUUAAUACUGCAAUAAUACAUUUAUUAUUUGCAGUAAUAAAUUUACGUGGUGUUUCCACAAACAAAAUAUUAUAUUUUUAUAGACUUUUUUAAUUUAAAAAACUUGUCUUUUUUAGAACUGAAAGGUGGUGUAGAAGAACUGAUCGCAGGAUAUGUUGAAGAAAUCGAAGAACUAAGGUAGACUUUCUUCUUAAUCAAAGGGAGGCUUUAUAUCUUGUUUUUACCAGUCAGCCAGCGAAGAUUGCCAAAAAUAAGAAAGCUCUGGAUUGUGAUGUAUGAUUCGCUGUACGAGGAACUCGUGAGUUCUUUGAGAACAUCCCCUUUUUCAGGAGUGCAACUGGCCAACGCACAUUUUAGUACCGUGCUGUCUCCUUAUGGAACGAACUUCCAGAGAACAUUAAAUGUAGUUCACCAGUUAACAUUUUUAAACAUAAAUUACGUAGAUAUCUUUUAGGAAAUUAAACAUAGUAGCAUUUGGCCUUUAACAAUUUUUAAAUCCAUACCAGUAAUUAGUUAGAAUUUCAUGCUAGUAUAACUUCUAAAUUUUUGUAAAUGUUAAUUGGCUCCGAAAAGGAGAGUUCAAUAAAUUAUUGUAUUGUAUUGUAUUGUAUUGUAUUGUAUUGAUAGGGAUAUAACUACCAGAACAAAACUUGCAUCGUGUAGCUUAACAGUGUUGUAUUUAUUUCUCGUGUAGGAGCCGACUAUUGGAAAGCGAAGCGAUGUCGGCGGUUGUUGCACGUCGUUCAGUCGCGACAGCGUUACGUAUGGGUCGAGCAAGUAUCGAGGCACCCACGGAAUCCAUUCUAGAACUGGCUAAACAAGAUCUCAACACUAAGAUGCGGAAGGCUAAGGUGGGGUACAAGUACGGGUUUCGUCAGAAAUCGUCUAACUACUCUUAUAACUCGUCUGACUAUUCUUAUUCGUAUAAUCUUAAUCUCGAGAGUUCAUUUUCACUUCGUGGGAAAAAUCCCGCGUGGGAUACACGCAGCACACGUGGGUCUCGCGUGGGGUAUCCUCGUAACACAUCCGGCGUGGAACGUUCCUCGAGUAACACGCGUGAAUCUCGUGUCGCGCGUGAUAAGUUUAAACCCGCGAACAGGUUCACAAAAGAGCCAGCGCCUAGAUGUCACGGAAAGGCGUUCAAACGCGAGAGCCUGCUUAGAAGAGGGAUAAAUAAGGUGAAGAAGAGUCUUUUUGGGUUAAAAGUGGUUCCCAGGAGGCCCGCAGCUAAACAGAGUCCAGUAAAAAAAUGCCUGAAUGCCUAUGGCUUUGAUACUCGGACACAACCUGGGACAAAAUCAACUAAUAUGGCUACUGCAUCACGAGCUGACGGCGCCCGCAAUAGCACGUCAAAGAUUCCAGUUCCAGUCAGCAGUCUUUCACGACGGAAACAUCUACGAAGUUUCUUGAUGGAUAAUACUGGAUCUGCAAGUACAUCAAUGACAAGUCGUGGUCAUCGUGGUACAGUAAGGGGUAGGAGUUCGAGUGGCCACGAAGACAGACGAAAUUUAUCAAGGCAAGAAGUGCAAUCGGGAGAGUACUUUUAUCGUAGAUACCCAAAUCCCCGAGAGGUAUCUACUUCGUAUAGCAAUGAGGAAACUACGAAAUAUCCCAGUCGAAACAGCACUGGUAUGUUAGAGGCUCAUCCGAGGGGAACAGGGAAUUUGUUGACACGUGACUGUCACGAGGUCCUGACUGGGGAAGGCCGCGGUGAUUCCUGGGACGGUUUUGGCGGGCAACGUGUAAUAUUUCCAGAGUCGUCAAGUCGGAAGCAAGAAAAUGUUCGACCAAGUUUGAUUGGCUUAAAUCCGAAGACGUCACGUGAAGUGGUCGUGGUUGCUGCCGAUUCCCCAAUGAGCUCGCAUGGCUCAUGGGAAGGUUACGAAUGUGAGAACGAAGCGACUUCGGAGCAUGUUCGACCGGCGUCGGGAAGUGUCCGGCCGUUGUCGGACAAUUCUCGCCCUGUAUCGGAAAAUCGUCGGCCGUUGUCGGAAAAUCUUACGCGGACUUUGGGGAAUGUUCUGCCAAUAUCGGAAUCUGUUCGGCCGAUGUCGUUGGAACUCGACGAAAAAGUUAUGAGUCUUCCAGAAAGACGUUCUCGCCUUGAGAAAGAUUUAGACGCACUCAUGGCAAGUAUGGAGAAAGUGCUUGGGAGUCCUGUGUCUCCUGUCCGUGAUUUUAACCCGGGCACUUGGCCGAGGAAGAUGUCACGUGAGAAAUCGAAAGGUAUGUCGGUAAGGUUUGGUAGGCCUGUAUUCGAAGCGGUUAUUUAGAAGAUUUACUCGCUUGAAAAGAUGAGGAAAUCAACUUGAGUUUUUGACUGCAAGAGAACUUUUACAAGAGAGCAAAACAUUGAAACGAAAUAUUAUAAGAUAAAUAUUAUUUAAUAGACAAAUAGUUUAAGUCUUAUUUAUUUAUUUAUUUUAUUUAUUUAUUAUUAUAAUAUAGUAUUAAAUGCUACAUAAUGUGUGAAGAAGUAAAUAUGUUAAAAUAAAAGAAGACAUCUGUUACUCAUAAGUGUGUUACCUAAAUAUCUAAAUUCUUCACUUAUUUUCAAAGCAUUAUUGGGGCUUUAUUGGCGAUCACGUAUAAAUUACUGUCCUUCAAUGGGUGACGCUUGUUGCCAAUGCCAUGAACGAGGCUGCGCUGUCGUCAGGGCCUGGCUUCUGUUCUUAUUUCGGACACAGGAUAUUCACGUUAAAGUCGAUCAACGCCCUCCUGAAAGGCAUGGGCUUUCUCCAAGCACGUUGGGUUAGCAGACAUGGAAGCAAAUUCACGAUCUCGUUAUUAAAUAAAUUAUUUAAAUAAAAUAAAGAAAUUUAUAACAUUAGUUCGAUUCUCUUCGCCAGGGACGCUCGUUUUGAGAUGUAUCAAACACCCAAGCAGAAAUCGAGAAAAGCGAUGUCCUCUGCAUUUCAUGUAUGGAUGGAUUACAGCUCACCGUUUGCAGCCAACAAGAACGCAGAGAAAAAGACCGCUUUAUGCAUUUCCCAUUCCAGAUGGAUUUGUCCUUGACGUUGGCGUUAACAGUCGCCAUAAUACGAAAUGAUCAUGUCAUCGUUGAUAAUCUAAAUGCUCUUGGUGGUCGACUGUUACCUUACUAUCUCAUAAACUGAACUGGCUGGAUUGCAUCUUCGAUUCCAGCCAUAUGCAGUUCUGUGUGACGAUAAUUUACGCCAUUAAUAAAGGACAAACCUAUACUGAAACCACCUCACUGGAAAUAGCUCGUGAUAAAUAUAAUUCGUUACCCACCUUGCCAUAGGAAAUUCAAUACCAAUCUUUCUACUCGUCGAAGUUGGGGACAAAUAACUCUUUUUAAAAAUUGUCAGCAAUACUUUCUCCAUGUAGUAAUGUUUGCCUCUUCGACGAUUCUUUUCAGCGUCCAUAGAAAUCGCCAUUUACGUUCAAAAUAGAGAGUGUAGCAAUCACAUCAUAUUUCACUGUCUUACUUACUACCAAGAGAUAAACGACAGCAACUCUCGCGGUGGAAAAUGACGCGCAAAUGGCGAAAAUUGUACUUGUACUCAUCAAAUCUAAAACCCUCUAGGCUGUAUUGUCAAAGAACAACAGACAACGAGAAAAAUAAACUUUAUUCACAAAUUAUGAUCAUCUAUUUCUGCUCUGGCAACAUCUCGCUUCAGCACUGCCUGAUAUCUCAUCUUUCUUGAUCGACAAAUUGCAACGUUGCUCACCCGUUAUUUCUUUCCCUAGAAAAUCAUAAUUUUAUUGAUAAAUUAGAAUUUUACUAAUACAGUCACUGACCGAAUCAAUAUUUUUGUUCAGGAAUUAAAGAAUAUGGUUGUCGAGGACAAGAAACCAGAGGUACUUGAUCUUGGCAGCGACGGCGAGAAGGAAAGUGGGGACGAGAGUCAAUCAGAGGAAGACGAUGACGUAAGAAUAUAUAAUUAGAUACUAGAAUAAUUUAUGAAACACCCCUCUCCCUGGGAAUUUGUGGAUUUACCGGAGAAGCACAGCGUUUGAUUUUUUCUGAAAUAUAACACUAGAUUACUACGAAGAACAGUUUAGAACUGAUAGAGCUAUCCAGUAUAAAUAAAGUUAGUUUAGUUUAGGUUUCCUCCUGUAGUAAUACUGAAUUAAUAAGAGAUUAUUCUUACUGAACCUCUAGGAAGAACAGUUCAGAACUGAUAGAACUAUCCAGUAUAAAUAAAGUUAAUUUAGUUUAGGUUUCCUCCUGUAGUAACACUGGAAUAAUAAGAGAUGAUUCUUACUCACCUCUAGGAAGAACAGUUCAGAACUGAUAGAACUAUCCAGUAUAAAUAAAGUUAGUUUAGUUUAGGUUUCCUCCUGUAGUAACACUGGAUCAAUAAGAGAUGAUCCUUACUGGACCUCUAGGGCGAACAGCUUAGAACUGAGAGAGCUAUCCAAUAUAAAUAAAGUUAGUUUAGUAUAGGUUUCCCCCUGUAGUAACACUGGAUCAAUAAGAGAUGAUCCUUACUGAACCUCUAGGAAGAACAGUUUAGAACUGAUGUAACUAUCCAGUAUAAAUAAAGUUAGGUUCAAGGAUAGCUCUUACUCUUCUUCUAGAAAGAAAAUAUUAGAUUUAGAAAACAUUUAGUUUCUUUGUUUAUUUUAUUAAUUGCAACGAAUGUUCCUUCAGACUCAAAACGAGAUGCAACUGAAGGGCCUUACUCGAGAUCUGGACGAGCUCAAGAAAACCAAAGUGAAACUGAUGCGACAGAUGAAAGAAGAGAUUGCUAAGAACAAGAAACGCGAGGCGGAACGAGAAAGACAGAUCUCUCAGCUCAAGAAAGAAAGUAGAAAACGUGAAAUACAAAUCAAGAAUAUGGAGUCGGAGAAACGACAACGAGAGCUUGUGUUAAAACGAAAACAGGAAGAGGUAACAAUCAUUUGUAAUAAUUCAAAGAAGUUUUUACUAUUUUAUUUCUUGUUGAAAAAAGCUAAUAUACUAAGUGUUUCUACGGUGCCCAAGGCUCGAAAUAGCGGGCUGCCAAUGGCCAAAAGCAGGCCAGAUUUUAGAAAUGGCAGGCAAAAACAAAUUUGAACUGCCAAAGUAAAAAAACUGGCAGGUGAAAUUCUAUAGAUAUAUAGUUUCAUUUGCUUACCACAACUCAUAUAUACUAGAUCAUUCAGUUGACUAAAUACGUUUAUAUUUGAAAUGUAAAUCCAAGUUUACUGUAGUAAAAUAGACAAGUUUAAAAACAAUAAAAUUACAUAUCAUGAAAACAUUGAUUUUUACAAUAUGACUCAUAUGGGACAUCGCUAUUUUGGCAGUUCAAUGAAUAAAAAUGGCAGGCUAAAACUUAUUUCACCUGCCAAAAAAAUUUAGACUGGCAGGCCGUAUUUUUUCUCUAUUUCGAGCCCUGACUCCUGCCAUAUUCGAUACUUUUCUUAAUGUAUUUAGACUACGUUUACGCCUUAACAUAUAGUUUUCCUUAGCGACGUGAAGAAACACCUAUGUCAACACCUGCCAGAGGCUCCCUUAAAAAGCCUUCGACCAUUGAACUAUAAAUAAACUGGAAGGCUAACUCAGGGGGGGAAAUUGAAGCCAGUGCAUUUUAGUUUUUCUGAGUUAUGAGCAGAAAUACUCAACACUGAACGUUGGGCUAUAUAUCAAAUUGAAGCUAUUGAAAAACCCUAUUUGGUGUAGAAAUUUCAAGACUUUAGCUAAAAGGGAAAUAUUGAAAAACUACAAACAUAAUUACCGAUAAUUUGCCGUUUUGCAGUUGUUUUUGUAUUUUUUAAAUAUUUUUCUUUUCGCUGAAGUCUUGAAAUUUCCACACCGAAUAGCAAUUUUCAGUAGCUUCAAUUUGAUAUAUAGCCCGACGUUUGGGGUCAAGUAUUUCUGCUCAUAACUCAGAAAAACUAUUUUGGCUUCAUCAAAUCAUAGGCCUUCAUCAUAGCAGUUAGCCUUCCAGUUUAUUUAUAGUUCAAUGCCUUCGACUGGAUCAGGUUGAGCUGUGUCCUUCUUAAUUCAGCUUAGCUCUCAGCUGCAAGUAGAGAUGAUAGCGCACUUUCUCUAAAUUUAAGUUCAUUCUUCACGUGCCAUUUUUUCAGGUGAAGCAACUUCGUCAACAGCACAAACCAAUCUCAGGCAAACUUGGCAAACAACGAAAAUUGAAUCCCGCACCCCCCGGACCAGAACCUCCUCUCUCGUCAACUGCAACCAUGGUUGUCUCAGGGACGGGGGUCGAGGUUCAACCUGUGGAUAGGUCAGAACGUGUGAAUGGUCUCGCGAGAAACGCUCGUGGUUCGAGUAUUCCCACGACCUCACGAGUGACCGGUAAAGCAGCGCCUAGUCCUCGGAAAAGACUCUCGGCGUCUCAGGUUAAAAAGACUUGGGAAACAAUUGAAAAAAGGGUUUGUAUUUAUUCUGUUAAAAAAGUGAAGCCAAACUAUACUAACUUUAUUUAUACUGGAUAGCUCGAUCAGUUCUGAACUGUUCUUCCUAGAGGUCCAGUAAGGAUCAUCUCUUAUUGAUCCAGUGUUACUACAGGAGGAAACCUAAACUAAACUAACUUUAUAUAUACUGGAUAGCUUUAUCAGUUCUAAACUGUUCUCCCCAGAGGUCCAGUAAAAGUCGUCUCUUAUUGAUCCAGUGUUACCACAGGAUAUCUAGAUUUAAACCCAGUAUUAAUAAUUUGAUCUGAGAUUAUAUUUAAUCCUAGAUUGAACGUAUCGUGGCUCACGAUCAAACUGUGUCUACAAUGGAAUCUGAUAUGGAUCGCUGGAUCAAAGAUCGAGAUAUGCUGAGCAAGAAAAUUGAGAAAUGUAACAACAAGUUAGCUGAGACGACUGAUGUAAGUUCUUCUUAUAGGGCUUUUUCGUUCAAUCUACUUGACUGUUAUGCGUGGGAGGGAUAAUUGUCCUGUGAAUGGAUUCCUUAAAGAGUUUAGUCUAAAAUGCUUUAACAUUUUAUCUAGCGCCCUACAGAGAUUGUUGCAUACUUGUUUUAUUGCUGUGACAAUAGACAACUUGCAUGUUAGACUAAUUUUUGAUUUAGGCAAAAAAAAGUAAAUUCCCGUAAAGAACUUAUUAAAAUAAGUAAAAUUGCAAAAUUUGGUUACGAAAUGUUGUAAAAUACAGAAAAUAUAGCCUUGCGAAGUUUGUAUAUUUUCAGUAUGUUUGUAUUACGUGCGGAAAUUGUUACCAUUUUUGAGCCGAAAAUGGUAACAAUUUCCGCACGUAAUACAAAUAUACUGAAAAUGUGCAAACUUCGUAAGGCUAUAUUUUUUGUAUUAUACAACAUUUCGCAACCAAAUUUUGCAAUUUUACUAAUUUCAUUAUGUUCUUUUUAACUGUUGUGUUUGAUUCCCUUCUCUUUACUUAGAUUAAAAUUUAGUCCAACAUGCAAGUUGUCCAUUUCACAGUUCUUCAUGUCAUUCUGUCACUCGUUGUUUUGAUUUAUGUCAGCGUUCAUGCAGUGCGGCUAUUAGGGAGGUUUAGCAAAGACGACGUGAGAAUGGCGUGGCACAUCCAUAAAUGGGCACAUCAUGCCAUUUUCAUGUCGUCUUUGACGUCGGUGUCGUCUUUGCUAAAACCUUCCCUAUUAUAUUUUCCAGGAUGACAACGCUACACGAGAUCUCAAUGAACAACUGGAUGCACUCAAAGCACACCUGGAUUAUGUUCAAGACAAUAUCACUGAGGCGCAAACUGAGAUUGUAGAUCUUGAGGUGUGUAGAAAUAUAGUCGAGGUUUGUACUUAUUUAUUGGUUGGAGAGCUGCACCGCAAUCGCAGCUUCGAUUCCUGAGGACCUAUAGUUGUAUUUUUCGCAACUGCUCCUGGUACUGUUCGAAUAAAUGUAUAAAAGUCACACUCGUAAUUUCCAUCUACAAAACCACUCAUCUCUUAUUUCUUCAUCUCUUAUUUCUUCAUCUUUCAGGAAGGAGGGGAAACAACGGAAAUAACAGAAGUGAUAACGAAAUGUUCAACUCACGAAGCGAGACUGUUGAUGGAACAUUUCUUGAAUAAAACCAUUGAAUUGGUAGAAAACUAACUUUCUGAAUAGUUCUAUCAUAUCUAAUAGACUGUUCUAGAUGUACAGUAAGUUCCAGUGUUACUACAGGAGAAAACCAGAGUUUUGAAAGAAAACCUGUGAUGUUUGGUAGAGUCAAACUGGAAGCACUCUUCUCACAUGUGACUGAGGUGAAAUUAUAAUGAGACAACUGCAUAUUGCAGAAAUCAAACCUCAGAGAUGAAAGAGACAUGCACUGACCACUGUGUCACAAACGAUGGUUUCUUUUUCCUCAGAGCAAAGAAACCGUUUCAAAAGAUGCGACUGUAAAGGAACUGGAAACGAAACUCGAAGCGUUACGUCAGCAUAGUGAAUUACAGCAGGACCUAGUUAUGAAUCUACUUCAAUAUCCCAGCAAAGAUGAUCCGGCAAUCACCUCAAAAGACCCUAAAGAUCCCGAGGUAAUGGUGAAUGGAGGUCCCGAGAUGAAGAAUGGGAUGAUAGCAGAUGAUAUUGUACCAUUUAUGGUAAUUAUCAGUUCAUUUAUAUUACAAGUGUUGUCUAGUUAUCCCCCGUUUGAAGGCGAGACUGGGCGAACGCAUUGAAUAACUUUGUAAGUAAGUUUUGACGAUGUAUUCUACAAUCAUGAAAACGAGAUUGAUUUUAUAUAUAUUAAGUUGGCAUUAAGUUUCAGCCAUAAGGUUUUGACAAACUUUAAAGAACUGGAAUAUAUUGGCAGCCGAAUUCACAACCUUAGUAUUUCUCCAAUAAUGUUAUUUCUCAAAAAAUAUUACUAAUUUAACAUUUUAACUUUACUAUUCAACAGAGCAAGUCUGAAUUUAUGGCUUUCAUGAAAGAUGACAUUCUACCCAACACGUAAGUUGUCGUACUUUUUGUUUUAUUAUACGUAACUUAUUUUUCAACAAAUGAGACGACACUACGUUAGCAACUUUUUUGUAAUUUUGUAUUUCUUGUAGAAAUAAAAUCAACACCCAGGCUUCAGCGAAAGAAAAGGUGACAAUGUUUAUUUAUACCAAAUAUGUCUCUCGAAAUCUCAAUCCUUAAUCUGUCAUUUAUUUAUUUCUUCUUUCGCCAGGCGCGACGCCGUAGUUCAACUCAGAACGAACUACUCUAUCCAGUGAGGCAUGAGAAACGCGAAUCAACUCUAUCCUCCAUCCUUGAUGUACCUGAAGAACCCGCAUUACCCCUCAUUAACACGCAAGUAACUCCUAGUGAUCCUAUAAACACAACUGAUCUCAAACAAAAACUACUUCAACUUGAGCGCGCUAGGAAAGCUAUGGAUAAAAAUGAUAGUACCCUAAUGCCCCCUCCUGUAGUAAAGGUUCCCGUCUCGACCCCAAGUAUCCCUCCAGAUCGGCCCCAGUCUGUUGCGGGGUCAACGUCGAGUUCGUUCGUACGAGGAUCGUUCAAGUCGAAAUCCGCGCGAAAUUUUGCUCGUCCCAAGGCCCCACUCUCCAGCGUUAGUGUGACGUCAUCAACUGAGUCUCGGUCCCAGCCUACUUCUCCCACGCCGCAGCGGAAAUCGUUUGACGAGAAGGGAAAGCUGGGCAAUGGGCAGUAAGUACUUUGUUAUUAUUAAAAUUCAAUAACGCAGGGAUCUAUUUGAAACUUGGGACGGUCCAUGUCUAGUUUAUAUUAACGUUGGAAAGUGUAAGGAUGGUUUGGAACACAUUGAUCGUGUGUUGUAAUUUUGUGUUGUAGUUUUGUUAAAGUUUGUAACCCUGUCUGUAUUGUUUCACAAUGUCAAUGUAAUGUGUAGGUAGGAUUUAAUUUGGGACUCCUCAGUCCUGUUGUCUGAACCUUCAAUCGGGUUUUGUUGAUUGUAAAGUUUAUAAAUAAAUAAAUUAAAAUAAUUUAAAUUAAACCAUUAGAUGUAAAUUAACUAAAUUUAUAGUAAUGAUCUAACUGACAUUAAAUUACAUUUUAUUUAAUAUUAAAAGAUAUAAGAGAUCACCGUUAGCCAGACGAGGACCAAGGUGAGCUUGAAUUAAAAUUAAAUUAAUUAAAUCAUUGAUUUAAAUAGCUAAAUAAAAUAUCUAUUAUAAAACAUAAAAUAAGUAAAAUUAAUCAUAACUAAAAUUACUAAGUCAGCCAUAUAAUUACUAAAGUAUGCCAUAGCAUAAGCUGAUAUCGUCGUAAUUGAAAUACUAAAUGAUUUUUUAAACUGUUAAAAAACGUCGUUGAAGAUGAAAUAUUUUCGAUGCGUGUUCGAGGCUUUGCACUGACGUUUCUAACUUCUAAUUGUGUCUGCAGAAACGAUGCUGAAGAUGUGUUUUCAAGACUGACAAGUACCUUACCACAAGAUGCCAACCCAAACGCGUAUGUUUCACUUCUGUUUUUCACAUCUCAAACAUGAUGCUCCAUUUCCACAUUCCGGGUAUAUUCCAGUUUCCACCCACAGGGAAUGUUGACAGGGUGGGUUGGGAUUAACCCCCUAACUGACCCUUCCACCGUAGCUGUACUCCGUAAUCAGACAUGAGUCAUAAGGUGGCUGCAGCCGGAGGCGCUCUUAGAAAGCCUUCGACUCAAUCAGGUUGAGCUGCGUCCUUCGUAAUUCAGCCUAGCUCUCAGCUGCAAGCAAGGUUGAUUAGCACAUAAGUACACCUUCACUGACUGACUUAAUUAAUGUUCACUAAUUAAUUAAUUAAUUUUUAGAGGUCGUAUGUUACCGGUGAAGCCACCGAUGGGGAAGCCUGGUGCUCUAGUGUGUGUCUACGCCUCUACUGGGCAUAACAGCGCUGUAUUGUCUCUGUGUGUGAGUCAAAGUACCAUGUUUUCUGGAUCGAAAGGUUAGUCAUUGUGUAUUCAGAAAUUGGUGUUUUUUUAUUGUGCGAUUCCGUAAUGUAUCGUUGGUGCAAAUCCUACCAUGAUCAAGCAGUUUCUAAUGGUGAAUACUGGUUUGGAGUGAACAUUACUGGAAGUACGUACCGUGCAAUAGCUGGGUUUCACUAAUGAAAAGUCAAUCAACGGUAACCUUAUUAACGAACAUCCCAAUAGUCAUUAUUAUCAAAAAGCAAACGCUUUUACUAAACCUCCCUCGACGUUCGGAUACAUUUAAUCACUAAUCGAUGUAGUUGAAUUUUCUUGAAGUGUGAAUAUUUCUGAAAUUGAACACCAUCUGCUGCCCUGGAACGCUGACUCAAACCCACCAAUGUAUAAUAUUCCUGAACACAAACUCAUCUUAGUUCUUUACCCUGAUAUUUAGAUCGUACAGUGAAGAUUUGGGAUCUGAACACGGGCGAGGAAACGAUGUCUUUAGGACAACACAAACGCGAUGUAACAUCGCUCAAAUAUUGCGCUGAAACCAAACGAUUGUUCAGCGUAUCACAGAAUAUUAUCAAGGUGAGACUUCACAUGAGAGUAUUAUACGACUAAACUAACGUAAUAAUAAUAAUGAUUUAUUGAUCAUUGAUGCCAUAUUCACAGUUAUUGUGGCUCUUCAUUGCAUGAAAGGUUCCUUUUAUCAGCGGUAUUUGAAGUCGAGGAGCAGAACUUGAUCGCAAACAUUCUCUUUGUGUUGCGAAGUCUAAUUUGUAUGCAGGCCACUGCUCAAAAUAUAUUGCCUUAAAAGUCAAUUUCAAUAUUUGAUAGUCACGGCGUUGUUCGACAGGUAUCCCAACCUUAUUAUAUCACAACCUUAUUAUAUAACUUUAUACUGGAUAGUUGUAUCAGUUCUAAAAGUGAAAUUAUUCUCAGACAACUGAAAAUUGAAUGAACCCAGGCACGGAGGUAAAAGUCACAUGCACUGUGAUAUGCACCAACAUCACAAAGGAGAUAGGGUAAAGGGUAAAUUUUGUUUCUUGCAGAUUUGGGACAUUCGCUCACCUCCAGCAAAAUGUAUAAAGAGCAUUACAUCUGGUGGGGUGACUAGUGACUCUAGUAUCAACGAUCUUACUGUCAAUCAUUCAGGCACCCAUGUCUUCGCUGCCAAUGGUAAUACUGUUAAAAUAUGGGACCUAAAUAAGUAAGUAUUCAUUGGUUUCAUCAAACAUUACAGGGCAAUGAUGGUCAACGUUAGAAAUGCUGACACUUUUAGGAGCAGACACUACCACCUGUCAAUUUUAUUUAUUUGCCACCAAAUACAAGACUACUACAUAUAAUGAAAAGAAUGAACAUUUCUUUCUCACUCUGAUAACUGCAGGUUGACCAUCAUCGGCUGCACAUUAGUGCUUAGUGAAAUACAUUUUUCAAACACAUUUUUCAUCUUGUGUUAUCAAAUGAUAGGAAAGCUAGGCGGACAUGCUGGUCAUGUCAUGGCACUUCUUUUACUGGGUAUAGAAGAAAUGAAGAACCUUAUGAGUUAUCCUUAUACAUCUCAAGAUUACUACAUAUAAUGAGCAGAAUGAACAUUAUUUUUCUACUCUGAUAACUGUAGGUUGACCACCAUCGGCUGCACAUUAGUGCUUAGUGAAAUACAUUUUUCAAACACAUUUUUCAUCUUGUAGUUAUCAAAUGAUAGGAAAGCUAGGCGGACAUGCUGGUCAUGUCAUGGCACUUCUUUUACUGGGUAUAGAAGAACCUUAUUUGAUGUUGACUGGUUCCAGAGAUCAUUACAUUAAGGUAGGAUGGUGAUGGUGAUGAGGAUGGUGGUGAUGGUGGUGGCGAUGAUAUCACUCAUACAGGCUUUCUUGCCAUCCUACUUUUCCUACUUUUUCCUACUUUUCUUCAACUUUCCUACUUUUCCUAUUUUUUAUUAAAAAUUACUUGAUUUUCCUACUUUUUCCUACUUUUUCUUAUAAAAUUCUACUUUUUUAAGACCGCUCGAGGAAUGGGUAUGUUACAGCUCUCGUAAUUAGAUCUAUAGGACUCGUAAUUUUUAUUCUCUAUUUGUGUCCCAGAUGACAAGAUUUCAGUACAUUUUCCGAGUAUAAAAUUCCAUAGCAUCUCUAGAAUCAUAAUCAAUAAAUUAAUGAAGAUCUAGAGAUUCCAUUCAUAGAUGAAUGAGUACAAAAAAUCUAGUGAGCACCAAAAAUUCACACAACUUCCCCAUCAGAUAUCUAAUAGUCCACCCCUUACCCCGUAUAUCCUAGGUGUCCCAUUUUGUAUAUUUUUGUGUUAUUUGCAUCUCAAAAACUCCUACUUUUCUACACAUUUUCCUACUUUAUUCCUACUUUUCUUAAAAUUCUAGUCCUACUUUUCUCCUACUUUUCUACCAAGGAUGCCAGAAAGCCUGCUCAUAUCAGUCUAAUCAAUAUUUUCUUUUUAAGAUGUUUGAACUAAGUGGGACACUAUCAGGAAUACAGGUAUUAAAGUUUCCAGCUUAUUAAGUACUAGCCUCUCUAAUAAAUAUUAACAGUUAAUUCAAAGAGUAAUAUGAAUUUGUAGAUCUGCAAUCCUGUGAUCGUACAUAAAAUUGAAUUAACCUCCUAAAUAAACAUUAAAUAAUAUAAUAAAAUAAAAUGAAAUAACUAAUUCUGUUCAGAAAAUGGGCAGUCCUCGACCUAAAAGUCCUUUUAAAAAGCUGACGAGAAAAUCGGUAGUCGUAAAGGUAUUAAAACUAAAAUAAACUAAUAUAAAAUUAACUAUUCUUACUAACAUAUUAAACACAGUAGUAACUUUUUCUUAGAAUUGUCAAAUAACAUUUUUACACAUGUUCCAAAGAAUUUAACAUAAUAAUUGUGCAGCACCAAGUUAUUGCAGAAGCAACAACGCCCUCACCUUUUUGUCAAUAAGAAAUAUUUCAUUUAGACUCCCAUCCAAACAUUCGAACCUCCUCACUACGAUGGUGUCCAGUCCCUCGCAUUGCAAGGCAAUAAUUUAUUCAGUGGGUCACGUGACAACAGUAUAAAGAAGUGGAACCUCUCGACACAACAGGUUCAACAGGUUUGUAAACAAGACUAACAAGUUUUCUUUCAACUCUAUCAAUUCUAAACUGUUCUCCUUAGAGGUCCAGUAAGGAUCAUCUUUUAUUGAUCCAGUGUUACUACACGAGUAACAUCCCAACGUUAAAUUCAAGCAGACAUUAUCCAGUUGUAUUGAAAGCUCAGUGGUGUAUAUGUUUUGUAGAACCUGAUAUCCGCGCACAAGGACUGGGUCUGUUCAUUGGAUUUCCUCUGCUCCCACAAUGUUCUGCUCAGCGGUUGUCGCGGUGGAGUCUUGAAACUCUGGGAACCAGAGACAUGUCAAGAAAUUGGUGAGCAUGCUUAGAAUUACCAAAGAUUUGAAUAAAACUUUGAUAUUUGCCAUAUCAAUCCCAUGUAACCAUCCUACGAGUAUUUUUUUUUUUCUCCAAAGGUGAAAUCAAAGCACAUCGACAUCCCAUCAACGCCAUUGCCACAAAUUCAUCUUUCGUAUUCACCGCUUCAAGGUAAAAUCAUUACUAAAUUAGGAUUUAAAGGUCCAGUAAGGAACAAAUCUAAACUAAACUAACUUUAUAUAUUUAUACUGGAUAGCUCUAUCAGUUCUAAACUGUUCUUUCUAGAGGUCCAGUAAGGAUCAUCUCUUAUUGAUCCAGUGUUACUACAGUAGCAAACUUAAACUGACUUUAUUUAUACUGGAUAGCUCUAUCAGUUCUGAACUGUUCUUUCUAGAGGUCCAUUAAGAAUCAUCUGUUAUUGAUCCAGUGUUACUACAGUAGUAAACUUAAACUAACUUUAUUUAUACUGGAUAGCUCUAUCAGUUCUAAACUGUUCUUUCUAGAGGUCAAGUCAAGUAAUGGCCAUUUCUGAUCCAGUGUUACUACAGCAGUCAAGUAGUCAUGGACUUAGGAAAAAUUAGAGCCAGACUAAACCAUAUUGUAGGAAUGAAACGCCAGUCACAAAUUUUUGUCUUUUCUAGCGAUCGUCUCAUACGUGUAUGGAAAGCGACAGAAAUUCUGGACGAACAGUUGAGUCAAAUGAACCACAAUCGAAGAUAACACCAUUAUAAUACCAAGUAUUUCAAAUCAAUAUUUAUAUCGUACAUAUAUAGUUUUCUAGAGAAGAGUUUAUAUUCACAUUUUUCGUAUCGCGCCAUUUAUCCGCAGCUUGUAUCAUAUAGAUGUAUGUGUGUAAAUUCAAUUCGUGAAUGCAGAAAAGACAAAAUGACUUGAUUAAUUAAUCAGAUAAAUUCAUAUUUGUAUUAUUUAUAUUUGUUUGUAUAUAAAAAGGGGAAAAGAUUAUUUUGAUAAAA
This is a messenger RNA of Paramuricea clavata, 19310 nucleotides long. The record is from the annotation of a GenBank genome assembly. NCBI's taxonomy places the organism in Eukaryota, Metazoa, Cnidaria, Anthozoa, Malacalcyonacea, Plexauridae.